AUAUGGCCAAAAUGUGUUCUUAAUUCCAUCCCCAAUUACAGCAGGACAUCAUGGAAUAUAGCAGAAAAAAAUGCACUAUAAGGAUUAAUUAUAACAAUUCUUAUUAUAGCAAAGAAUUUUUUUUACAGUGAGAACAGUCACUGGAGCCAGGGGUGUGGUGAGUCCCCAUCUCUGGGUGUUUUCAAGACACGACUGGACAGAGUGCUAGAUAAUGUCAUCUAGGCUCCUUUCCCAUGAGAGGUUGGACCAGGCAGAUUUUGAAAAGGAUAAUUCUGGGCCAGAUGCUCUCCUUGUUUAUCUGUGGGACUGCUGUUACAAGCCAGUACCUAGCAGAAAAGUACCAAGUGAAUACUCCAAUGUUUCAAAGUUUUAUCAACUAUUCUUUACUGCUUCUAGUUUAUACAACAAUGCUGGCAUUUAGGACCGGUAGUGACAGCCUUUGGCAAAUUUUGAAACAUAGGUGGUGGAAGUAUUUAUUUUUGGGACUGGCUGAUGUUGAAGCCAAUUACAUGAUUGUAAAAGCCUACCAAUACACAACGCUCACAAGUGUGCAGCUGCUGGACUGUUUUGGGAUUCCUGUACUGAUGGCUUUGUCGUGGUUCAUUCUCCGUGCAAGAUACAGGCUGAUCCAUUUUCUUGCUGUUGCCAUCUGUUUGCUGGGUGUAGGAACAAUGGUGGGUGCAGACAUUUUGGCAGGGAGGCAGGAGAAUGAAGGUAGUGACGUGGUGAUUGGAGAUGUCUUAGUGCUUCUUGGUGCUUCUUUGUAUGCCAUUUCUAAUGUGAGUGAGGAAUACAUUGUGAAAAAUCUGAGCAGAGUGGAGUUUCUAGGAAUGGUGGGCUUGUUUGGGACUAUUAUCAGCGGUCUACAGCUAGCCAUUGUGGAACAUAGAGAGUUAAUGAGAAUUCCGUGGAACUGGAAAAUUGCAUUACUGUUCACAGUCUUUGCCCUGUGUAUGUUUGGGCUGUAUAGCUUCAUGCCAGUAGUGAUUGAAGUUACCAGCGCAACCUCGGUCAACCUGGGUAUUCUGACUGCGGAUCUCUACAGUCUGUUCUUUGGACUUUUCCUCUUUUACUGUAAGUUUUCAGGUCUUUAUAUCCUGUCCUUCGUUAUCAUCAUGGUGGGCUUCAUCUUGUAUUGCUCCACUCCAACUCGGACAGCAGAACCCACCGCCUUGCCACAGCCUGGCAGCACUGGCUUGGACAACGCAGCACUAAAGCUCGAGGAGAAUGACAGUGAAACUCCAGCCAUAACUGUACAGUUCACAAGAGGAGAAACUGUGGUGGUCAGCACUGAUUAAAGAAAUGGCAGCAUUUCAAAAUAGAGAUUGGGUUUUUUUCUGCCAAAUUUCCCUCAAAUACUAAUCUGGAGAACUGUUCUACUGCCAAGGCAUAUGUCAUGCUGCACCGGUUUUAAUGCACUGGAUAGACUUCUAAGGCCAGAUCCUCAAUCAGUGAAACUGUAUUGAUUUACCCUUGCAGAAAAAUCUGUCUGUUAGAAGAAGACAGAGUUGUAUUUAUGUGGAGUCUCUGCAAAGUGAGAGACUCUUAUUUUUAAAUGCUUAAUUAACUUAACAGCAAAUGCUUGGAGGAAAAACUAAGCCAAAGCAAGUUCCCAGGUCACUAAGUAGAGCAAAUACGUUUUAUAUUGCAUUAGGGACCUAAAUCUGCAAGCUGAUAUCUGAGGGCUUUGUGUUCCCACGCCUCAGUGCCAGGUACCCUCAGGUAGCAUCUUCUAAGAGUCACUCAGCUUCUUGCAGGAUCUAGUUCUGCAAGCUGUAUUACAUGCAUACACGUUCCAUGUGCUGGUGGACUUCUUUCCUCUACUGGAGGAUUUGCUUCUUACAUUCCACCCAGAUGUUCAUCUCUUCAUAUUGCUGCACUCCCUGUCACAGCUGGGGAUAUUGCAAGUAUUUUAUUUUUAACUUUGCUAGUAAGGGAAGUUUCAAUAUAUGUUUUUAUAAUCCUUUCUCUCCGAGUCCUGUUGUUUGGUGUAUUCCCACUAGGUGGAGGAGGCAAAGUCAGGCCUGAAUGUUUUGGGUUUUUU
This is a messenger RNA of Athene cunicularia (burrowing owl), 2044 nucleotides long. It is a transcript of the gene SLC35F2, whose product is annotated as solute carrier family 35 member F2. The coding region runs from base 234 to 1298 and encodes 354 amino acids. Gene Ontology annotation, molecular function: transmembrane transporter activity. The record is from RefSeq and is a predicted model, not a curated record. NCBI's taxonomy places the organism in Eukaryota, Metazoa, Chordata, Aves, Strigiformes, Strigidae. Gene Ontology annotation, cellular component: membrane. Gene Ontology annotation, biological process: transmembrane transport. The transcript has 8 exons.